Messenger RNA from Lotus japonicus, 1853 nucleotides. RefSeq names its product GRAS family protein TF80-like. NCBI's taxonomy places the organism in Eukaryota, Viridiplantae, Streptophyta, Magnoliopsida, Fabales, Fabaceae. Gene Ontology annotation, biological process: regulation of DNA-templated transcription. Gene Ontology annotation, molecular function: DNA-binding transcription factor activity; sequence-specific DNA binding. Gene Ontology annotation, cellular component: nucleus. The transcript has 2 exons. The coding region runs from base 105 to 1397 and encodes 430 amino acids. The record is from RefSeq and is a predicted model, not a curated record.
UUUGGAUCCUCUAGGAAGUUUUCAUCUGUGUUUUUAAUUGGAUUGGGAGCGUAGUAAAGAUCUUGAGAGAUUGCUGGUCAUUUAGGUGAACCAAAGGGUAACUUAUGGACCUAGGUUCACCAUAUGCAUGGCUCAAAGAUAUGAAUGAAGAAGAUAGGGGAAAAUACCUGGCUCGUAUUAUUAAUGCCUGUGCUAUGUUUAUUGAGUCAGGAAGCAUUGAAUAUGCAGAUAAUGCGCUGGAGUAUCUUGCUCACAUCGCUUCCCCUUAUGGUGAUGCAAUGCAGAGGGUAGCCACCUAUGUCAGUGAGGGACUAGCUUUCCAAGUGCUGAAAAAUCUGAAAGGUGUACCUAAAGCUCUAAGUUUGCCAAAAACAUUGUCAACCUCUGAAGAACUAUUAGUAAAGAAUUUAUUCUUUCAGUUUUAUCCAUUUUUGAAGAUUGCUUAUGUGAUCUCAAGUCAUGCCAUUGCUGAAGCCAUGAAAGGGGAAGAAGUGAUCCAUGUCAUUGAUCUCAGUGCAUCUGAAGCUGCUCAGUGGAUUUACCUCAUGCAGAGGUUAAAAGAACAACAAAAGAAGCCACUACUUCUGAAAAUUACAGCCAUUCAUGAGAAGAAGGAAGUUUUAGAGCAAAUGGCCCUUCACUUGGGAGUUGAAGCUCAAAAGUUUAAUUUCCAUCUCCAAUUCAAUGCUAUUGUGAGCUCUCUGGAGAAUCUUGACCUUGAAAGUUUGCCUGUGGAGAAAGGAGAGCCUCUUGCAAUUAGCUCAGUGCUUCAGCUUCACUCUCUUCUGGCCACUGAUGAUUCAAUGUCCAGCUGCAGGAACCCCCCAUCGGAAUCAAUGAAUCAAAGCACAUUUAAGGAGGUCCUUGGGAAAAAAAAGAUCAACCAGAGUUCUGGUUCAUCUCUGUUAUCAUUUCCUAUAUGUGCUUCUUCACCCAAGAUGGAAGGAUUUCUAAAUGGCCUCAGGAAGCUCCAACCUAGACUGGUGGUGAUUACUGAACAAGAGUCCAAUGUCAAUGGUUCUUCUUUGACAGAAAGGGUUGACAAAGCAUUGGACUUUUAUGGGGCAUUGUUCAAAUGCUUGGAAUCAACUUUUUUAGGAACAGCUGUGGAGAGAAUCAUGCUGGAGAGGACUUUAUUAGGGGAUGAAAUAAAGAACAUUGUUGCAUGUGAAGGGGUUGAGAGAAAAGAGAGGCAUGAGAAACUUGAGACUUGGAUCCCAAGGCUUGAAUUGGCUGGGUUUGGGAGGGAAACUAUCAGAUAUGACUGGAUGAUGCAGGCAAAAAAGGAAUUACAAGGCUAUGGAAAUGGAUAUAAGCUUCUUCAAGAAAAUAAAUGUUUGUUUGUGUGUUGGAAUGAUAAGCCACUCUUUUCUGUGUCAGCCUGGAAGGUCUAUUGAAGAUGAAUAUGUCUCAAUAGGCAAGAAUAAUUUAUUAGUGCACAUUAAAAAGGGACACUAGAGUUCAUUUACUAUUUAGUUAUUUGCUUAAGAGGGUAAAUGUUCCAAACUCAUUUUAUUAUCAUGUAACCUUAGUUAUUACUUAUUAGAAUCGUGGCAUCAUGUUGCCCCUAUCUCCCGAGAUGGCAUGGCACGUCAAAUCUCAAUUCGCCGUCGCAGCUGAUUUUUUGGAUAUUCGUGUGGGAUCGCAACAGAAUAGGGAAGACCACCCAACUUUACCAAAAUGUAAUUGAUUUUUGUUGGGGACCGAAAUCGUGAAAAGGUACAGAUGAGGGACCAAAUAUGUAAUUAAGCCUUCUUUCUUUCUUACCUAAAGUUAGGUGUCUACAAAAAAAAAUUGGAACACUAUCUUUAUUACUUACAAAAAACAGAUAUAAUCCAUUUGUUUAUUGUGUU